AUGGCGGCAGUAUACAAGUCGCUGUCAAAAAGCGCCUCCAAGACCGACAAGGACACCGACAGCAAUGGCACCGUUAUUGAGAGGAAAAACAAGCAGAGAGUGCUUAUCCUUUCGUCAAGAGGCGUUACCUACAGGCAUCGCCAUCUUCUCAAUGACCUGGCAGCGAUGCUUCCUCACGGCCGGAAAGACGUCAAGUUCGAUUCCAAGUCCAAGCUAUACCAACUCAACGAGCUGGCGGAACUUUACAACUGCAACAACGUACUUUUCUUCGAGGCGAGGAAGGGAAAGGAUCUGUACAUGUGGCUUAGCAAGGUCCCCAAUGGCCCGACGGUGAAGUUCCACGCCCAAAACAUGCACACAAUGGAGGAACUCCACUUCACAGGAAACUGCCUCAAGGGCUCACGACCAAUUCUCUCGUUCGACGGCGCCUUCGAGACAGAACCGCAUCUCCGCGUCAUUAAGGAGAUUUUCCUACACAUCUUUGGCGUUCCGCAGGGCGCGCGCAAGUCCAAGCCCUUCAUUGACCACGUUAUGGGGUUUACGGUGGCCGAUGGCAAGAUUUGGGUCCGCAACUACGAGGUUCGGGAGGUCGAGAAGGUCAAGGGGCGAAGACGGCGAGGAGGAGGAGGUGAAAGAGCAAAGGGGCGCAAGACCAAGGGCGGCGACAACGACACAGACGUCAUGCCUCGUUGA
Molecule: messenger RNA, 693 nt
Organism: Chaetomium globosum CBS 148.51
Lineage: Eukaryota; Fungi; Ascomycota; Sordariomycetes; Sordariales; Chaetomiaceae
Product: ribosome biogenesis protein BRX1
Exons: 3
Coding region: 1-693 (230 amino acids)
Biological process (GO): ribosomal large subunit assembly; rRNA processing
Cellular component (GO): nucleolus
Molecular function (GO): rRNA binding
Source: RefSeq, a predicted model, not a curated record